Molecule: messenger RNA, 2202 nt
Organism: Echinostoma caproni
Lineage: Eukaryota; Metazoa; Platyhelminthes; Trematoda; Plagiorchiida; Echinostomatidae
Source: the annotation of a GenBank genome assembly
AUGACGCUACGCAAGCAUCGAGAAACCGCUCGCGGUGCGUUGCAACGUAAUCGGGGUGAAGCGACCGUAUGGGACAGUCCCACGCACAUAUCAGUCUCUUUCGAAUCUAGUCGGGAGUGGUUUCGUCAGCAGGUGAAACUGCAAAUGCAACGUGGUGGCCUGUUUGAAGAUCCUUUCCUGCGUGCGGAUAGUUCCGGCAUCGGACAGGGAUUACGCGGCAACUACGAAUGGCUUCGACCUCACCAACUGACGAGCAGCCCACAAUUCAUCGCAGAUGGAAUCAGUCGCUUUGAUGUGAAACAGGGUGAAAUCGUUAUUUCGACAGUCGAUCUUGGUGAUUCCGCCCAAAAUUAUCAGACACACGAGUCUGCACAGGGAUUCUACUGUUUGCAGUUAAACAAUUCGCGUGAAGGCCUUGCAAGUGUACUGAACACCUGUGACUGCUGGUUUCUCGCGGCUGUGGCGUGCCUGUCCGUUCAUCGAGAACUAUUGGAAAAUGUUAUCCCAUCCGGUCAAUCGUUCGAUCAGCGAGUGAGCGGUGAUACGUUUCCCUAUUGCGGGAUGUUCUGGUUUCGGCUGUGGCGUUUCGGGGACUGGAUCGAUGUCGUUGUUGAUGAUCGGUUACCUUCCCGAAACCGACAUCUGGUGUUCAUGCACUCAUCCGAUCGUCGAGAGUUCUGGUCUGCAUUACUGGAGAAAGCCUACGUGAAAAUUAUUGGUUCUUACGACCUAAUGCGUGGCGGUUGCACUGCCGAGGCGAUGGAAGAUUUAACCGGUGGUCUGACGGAACUUGUGGAUCUGGGUUCGAAAACACCGCCACAGUUAUUCCAGAACAUGGUUCGUUCGCAUGCACGUUCCAGUCUGAUGGCCUGUUCGAUCGAUUCCAAUGAGAUUGAAGGUGAAGGCCCAAUGGGGCUGAUCACUGGUCACGCCUAUUCCGUUACAAACGUGUGCACGAUGAGAACGAAUCAAGGUCCCCUUGAAAUGGUACGGCUACGGAAUCCUUGGGGGAAUGAUAAAGAGUGGUGCGGACCGUGGAGUGAUCAAUCGUCGGAAUGGAAAAGUAUUCAUCCCCAAGAAAGACAACGGCUGGGAUUGACCUUCGAUAAUGAUGGCGAAUUUUGGAUGUCCUUUGCGGAUUUUUCACGGUAUUUUUCACGCCUGGAAUUCUGUCAUCUUGGUCCAGAGAAUACUAACUUUGAAAAAUCGGUGUAUGUCUCACGACACAAACGGCGAUGGGAGAUGACCAAAGAGGAGGGAGAAUGGGUCCGGUAUGCGACAGCUGGGGGUUGUCGAAAUUACGGAGAUACGUUUCACCUGAAUCCUCAGUUUCGGGUAGAAGUGACCGAUCCGGACGAAACGGAUGACGACAAUCGUGGAACUCUGAUUGUGGGGUUGAUGCAAAAGAGUCGCCGUGAUGUGUCCAUGGAGCUACACACCAUCGGAUAUGCCAUCUAUCGUCUGACCGAUCGAAACAGAGACGGACUGUUAGGUAGAGCAUUCUUCUUAUCCAAUCAAACCGUGGCCCGUUCACCCACAUUCACAAAUAUGCGUGAAGUUUGCGGCCGGCAUAAAUUGGAACCGGGCGAGUAUGUGAUCAUACCAUCCACCUAUGAACCGAAUAAGGAGGCGAAAUUUAUUUUACGCAUUUUCUCCGAACGUGCUUGCGAAUCAAAUGAAAUGGAUGACGACACGCACAUAUCGAAGGAGGAACUUACCAUCCCCAUCAAAACAAAAGAUGAUGAAAGUCUCAUUGAACGUCUCCACAUCGCAUACAACGGUGUUGCCGGCCCAUCUGGGGUAAUCGCCUAUCCGGAGCUGCGUGAUAUUUUGAAUGCAGCAUUUACCAAAGAUUUCUCUUUCGAUGGAUUCAGUCAAGAAACUGCCCGAAGUAUGGUGGCCCUGAUGGACAGUAUUUUCAAAAAGUUCGAUCGUAACCAAUCCGGUUAUAUGGACGCGUUUGAACUGCGUGAACUAAUGAGAACGCUGGGCUUCCGAGUAAGCAAUCGUGUUUACAAUGCGAUUGUGUGUCGAUACGCGAAUCGCAAGGGACAAAUUCUCUUUGAUGAUUACGUCCUACUGCUUGUACGCUUGGUCACCGUGGUGGAGACAUUUAAAGCCCAGGAACGUUUGAACGACGGGCGUGCUGUUUUCAGUCUGGAGGAGGUAAGUUUGAUCCGUUUAUCUCUUGGCAUCGAUUGA